Molecule: messenger RNA, 3942 nt
Organism: Terrapene triunguis (Three-toed box turtle)
Lineage: Eukaryota; Metazoa; Chordata; Testudines; Emydidae
Product: sex comb on midleg-like protein 2
Exons: 14
Coding region: 82-2268 (728 amino acids)
Biological process (GO): regulation of DNA-templated transcription
Cellular component (GO): nucleus
Molecular function (GO): protein binding
Source: RefSeq, a predicted model, not a curated record
UGUUGUGCUGAAAGGAAGAAUUAACUGGUCUUUCAACUUCAGCCUUUUUAUUGUGAGAAGGAAGAUCACAGAAGUGUUACCAUGGGGAGAACAGCAGCUAAAGAUUCAAAGAAUGUUAAAAAGGAGAAACAUGGGAAGAGUCAGCAGUCAAACAAUGUGUCUUUAAAAAAUGAACACUUUAAGUGGGAUAAUUACUUGAAAGAGACUGGAUCGCUAGCUGCUCCUCCACAUUGUUUCAGACAGUCUAGGAUCCCACCUAGCAACGAUUUCAAAGUUGGUAUGAAACUGGAAGCCCACGACCCACGCAAUGUUACCUCAGUGUGUAUAGCUACAGUAAUUGGAAUCUCUGGUGCCAGAUUAAGGUUGCGGCUUGAUGGAAGUGACAACAAAAAUGACUUUUGGAGGCUUGUGGAUUCCUCUGACAUACAGCCAAUUGGGACCUGUGAAAAGAAAGGGGGAAUGCUCCAGCCGCCACUCGGUUUCCAGAUGAAUGCAUCAUCUUGGCCAAUGUUUCUGUUAAGAACACUAAAUGGAGCUGAAAUGGCACCUGCAGCAUUCUUUAAGAAGGAACCACCAAAACCUGCUCCAGACUAUUUUAAAGUUGGAAUGAAACUUGAAGCAGUAGACAAAAAGAACCCUUAUUUAAUUUGCCCAGCGACCAUCGGAGAUGUUAGAGGAGAUGAAGUUUUCAUUACAUUUGAUGGCUGGCGGGGAGCAUUUGACUAUUGGUGCAAAUAUGAUUCUCGAGAUAUCUUCCCAGUCGGAUGGUGUGGCUUAACAGGAGAUGCACUACAGCCACCAGGCAACAAUGUUUCCAUUACAAAAAGAGCUGCAAAAGCCCAGUCUUCCCUUUCCAAAGUGACCCGGCGUUCAAUGCAGUCUCCACAGAAGUCUGCUCCAGUACCAGCACAAUGUGGCAGGAAAACAGGUCGGGGCAACCCCCCUGGACAAUCUACAGUUCCUAGGAAGGGAAGAUCUCCUAAAACCAUUCCUUUGACAAAAAUCACCUCUACAGAAAAUCUCAAAACAAGGAAAAAAGGUUUAAAACCUGGAAGAAAGAAAAAAAUCUUGCCAGUGAAAUCUCCUCCUGCACCUUCUCCUCCACUUACUUGUCCUGAGGGGGACAAUGGCAGUACACAGAUACAUAAAGAUGGAGUUGGCAUUGCUGGUGCAACAGCAGCAGUUAUAUCCACAGUUUGCGUCUAUGUUAACAAGCAUGGGAACUCUGGACCUCACCUGGAUAAGAAGAAAGUUCAGCAGCUUCCAGACCACUUUGGACCAGGUCCUGUAAAUGUGGUACUUCAGCAGGCUGUGCAGGCCUGUGUAGACUGUGCCUAUUUAUCCAAAACAGUCUUUGGAUUCCUCAAGUCAGGGCAUCAUGGAGGGGAGAUGAUAACAGCCGCCUUUGAUGGGGAGAAACAUGCCAUCAAUCUUCCUUCUGUAAACAGUGCAUCGUUUGUCCUGCGUUUCUUGGAGAAGCUCUGCCACAGUCUGCAGUGUGAUAAUCUUUUUAGUAGCCAGCCCUUCAGCCCUUAUAUGGGAAGUGCACAUAGUCCUACAGAGUAUGAUAGGAACAAACCAGCAAAAGAGGAAAUAUCAGAAAACAGAAGUACUAAACGAUAUUCUCAGGAUUCUCCACCCUACACUGCCCCUCUCUCCCCUAAACUCCCCAGACCUGACGCUCACCCAUCUGAAGCAGAAACAUUGCCAACUGAAGAAAAUGGCACUCCCAAAGAACACCGAUUUUCUGAGGACUCUAUGGAUUCUGCACUCAAUUCAGUAAAUCCUUCAAGCCCAACCCGCCGAAAUUCCACUGAAUAUCGUAUCUCAGGGAGUGCAGCAUAUUACAGGAAUUCCCUUCAGCCGGUGACUGCUGCUUCAAACUCAGCCCCAAUCCUACACAGGCUGUCAUCAAGCUCUGCUGGGAACAGCAGUUACUAUGAAGUCAACAGGAAUCGAAUGCAGAGGAGGAUUGAAGCUGCAAGUUCUACAACAGGUCCUGAUCUCAGUGCACUAAAAAGGGAACCCUCACGAGUACCAAAUAAGGAUCCUUCUACCUGGUCAAUAGAGGAAGUGAUGCGAUUUGUGAAAGAAGCUGAUCCUCAGGCAUUAGCACCCCAUGCAGAACUCUUCAGGAGACACGAAAUUGACGGAAAGGCACUACUGUUACUAAGGAGCGAUAUGAUAAUGAAAUAUAUGGGACUGAAGUUGGGGCCAGCAUUAAAGCUAUGCUACCAUAUUGAGAGACUUAAACAAGGAAAGUACUAGCCAAUGGAGACACAGUAAUGUACGUAUUCAUAUCAGACUUAACUCUCAGGUUCACAGACAUGUUCUUUAUUUAAGAAUAUUUUGUCAUCAUAAACCGUCUUCAGUUUGCAAAGUUUCCUCUCAAGUGAAAAGGACUGUUACAUUCUAGUGUUCUAAAAUGUUUUAGAAACGUCACACAAAAAGCCAAUUGCUGUUGUGUGUUUUUUAAAAAACACAAUGCUUUCAUGAGUACUAACUUCACACACAAUGCUGAGAAAUCCAUUCUCUGCUACAGACUUCAACUGACACAUUCACAUUUAGAACCAAAACAGCUUAAUCCCAAAGGAAAAAAACAGCAUCAGGUGUUUGAUAACUUUUACAGGGGUGGCUGUAAAACUUUACAUUAUAAGAAAAUUUUAAAGAAGCAACAGUAGACUUCAUCUCUUUAGUGAAUACUCUUUGUCUGGUGCUCCAGAAAAGUAAUAUUCAUCUAAAUUAUGCUAUACAGAUUUCCAUAAAGGGAAUAGCCAUAUGAAUUGUUUGAUUUGUGUGUUUUUAAUACAAAUAUAAGCUUUUAUAAAGUGUGGUUAUCAGUUCUCUGGUGAAUUAUGAGGACAAAUGUACAGUAUGUUGUCAAUUUAUGCAGGGGGGCAUUUUCUUGGCCAUUUUAAACAGCCAACUGUUCUGGGGUGAACAGACUUCCAAAUUUCUAUGGAACAGAAGACCUACAUUUUAAACAUUCUGUCUUUUUGCUGAACUUGGCAUGGAUAUUUGUAUUCAUGCUUAUGUGUAUAUAUAUGUGUGUGCGAGUGUGAUACAUACAUAUAUACUGUACAUAUGUAUUCAGUUUUUUAAAAAUGUGUUUAAAAUAUACUUUGCACUGUGACAGAGAUAAUGAGAAACUGUACAGUUCAAUUUUUUUUAACCAGUAAUUUUUUUGUGUACUUCUAUAUUCAUUAGCACCUGUCCACUUUGCUUUCCAUUCCUGGGGGGUAAGGAACAAUCAAUGGAUGGGUGGAUUCAUACAGGAGAGUGCCCUGUACUAUGCAAAACUCCCAGUUACUCAUUACUUAGCUCUGAGCCAUUUAUUCUGGUAUGUUUCUGGAAAUACGCAUUUUGGUUCUGAUGUUUCUUGUUUUUUUACUUCUUUAAUUUAAAUAUUUCACUUGUCAUGAAGAAGUGGUACUCAUACUAAUACUCUUGUUUUGCAUAAAACUUGGUGCUGUUUAUAUAAGCUACAGAAGUGAGUGUUGAUAAUAAAACAGCUUGCUAUCACUGCCAAUAAAAUAUACAUCAGGGACAAGAAAUGUACAUUUUCUGUGUAGGAAAUCGAAUGUACUGUAUGUAGUGCAAGUGAGAAUAAAUAACUAUUUACUAGGGAAGAUGUAGUCCUAAAUGGAUAGGUUUUAUUAUAUUUCUUAUUGUCUUUUUAUAUAUGAAAGCUUAUAGUAAAAAAUGUGUAUUUUUUACAAAUUUCUUGUUUGAAAAUGCCUUGCUUAUUGCUAGUUUAAUAUUCCUCAGGUUUUAGCAGAAAUCCUGCAAAAUCAUAUUUUGUAGUUCUCAGAUUUCCAAGUAGUCAUUUAAAUAACUGCAACACAAUUUUCAUUUAGAAGUUCAUUUGUCUUUGAGGAUUGUUUUGUUCUGCUAUCACAAAACAUUUAACACUACGGGUUAUGUGGUUUGGUUUACUUUACA